GCGGUACCGCUGAUGCCGCCGCCGCCGCCGCCAGUGCGCCGGGCGGCCGACAGCGGCCGGCAGUGGUGGCGGCUCGGCGGUCGGCGUCGCCUCCAGGCACAGGUGACCUUUUUCGGCAAUGGACUAUCACAUCACUUACGACGACAAGAUUAAAAUAAAGAUGGCCGGUAAAAUGAUUCUGAACAAAAUAAUGGGAUCGCGAAAGCGCCUGGUGAUCGCUCUACUGCUCAUCGUCAUGUUCGUGGACUUCUGCAUCCUGUCCUCGCCGCGUGCCGAGCCGGGGGUUCAGCGGCACCCCGCGGCGGCGGCCGCUCGCCGGCCGCCGGCGCGCGACACGGAGGAGGCGGCGGGACGGCAGCACCGCCGGCCCACCCGCUGGGCCAAGGAGCAGGAGCAGGAGCUGAGGAGGGAGCUGGAGGAGGACGGCGAGGACACGGGCGGCGAGCAGGAGGACGAGGAUCAGCCACGGCCGGGGACCAGCUGGGACGCAGAGAGACAGGAGGAGAAAAUGGACGUCGACGCGUGGGAUAAACUCAACGAAGUGAACGUGGACGGUGACGGCUCAGAGGUGCUGAAACUGAGCCCUGUGAGCGCCCAGAAGGCACGGCCGGCCGCCGCCGCGCCUAUCGUACGCCUGGAGGUGGAGGCGGGCGAGGAAAACAUCGACGUCAAGCUGAACGGGCAAUCGCUGAUGGUGCCGGAAAUCAACAACCGAACGCGUGGUCUGCACGCGCUGGUUCUCGAGCAGAACAGCCAUGCCGUGAUGGCGCGCCGUCGGUUCGACACGGUGCUCAAAAACGUGCACCGUGAAGUCAUUCACUUCCUGGACGCCGUGCGACCCGGCCGCAUCAUCGUUCUGGCGACGAAGGAUGAUAUGAGCUUCAACAUGCAUUCCGACCUACGAUUCAAAUUGACAGAACUUGGCUCGCAAUUUAUUCCCAACUUGGGCUUCCGAGACCAGUGGGCCAUGGUUACCAUAAAGGGCUCGGAGCAGACUCUGGGCGAGACGUUCAGCCCGGCUCCGGUGGACGGCGAGUACGGCGGCCCGCUGUUCCUACGCGUGGACCUGCGGCCCGGCUCACUGCCGGACACCCCACCCUGUGACUGGCCGGAGUCGGAGGAGAGCGGCCGGCGACACACGUUCUGCGACCACUUCGAGGGCUACCCGGGACUGUGUCGGUGUCUGCAGCCGCACCCCAUCCUACCGGAGAGCUCGGACUCGACGGAGGACGUGGACUCGAUCUACGUGGCGGUAAUGGCCACCCACCGGCCGUACUACCUGUACCGGGCGCUGCGCUCGCUGGCAUUCGCACCGGGCGCCGUGUACAGCAACAUUAUCGUCUACCUGGAGAACAGCCUCAACCAGGAGCUGGAGGCGCUGGUCACACUCUUCGGCUUUAAGAUCCGUUAUAUCGCCGCUAAGCCGAACAAAAACAUCAAGGGUGUCAUUGGCAACCGUGUCAUGGACAUAUUCGACGAUGUCUUCACAAACUUCAUGGAGGCUGAAUACGUGCUGUUCAUCGAGGAAGAUCUAGAAUGCUCCCCGGACAUAUUUAGGUAUUUCGGACAGACCCGCUCACUGCUCGUGGACGACCCGAGUCUGUUCAGCGUGUCCGCGCUGAACCGACAGUCGUACCGCAACACGUCUCACGUGGCGCACGUGGCCUAUCGCGUGGACAGCCUGCCCUCGGCCGGCUUCCUCUUACACAGAAACGUGUACGAGACCGAUAUUAAACCCGUGUGGCCACAAUAUGCCUGGACCAAGGACUGGACGACAUUCCUGAACAGGGUGGUCAGGGGCGACCGUGAGGUGGUGGUACCCGACGUCAACCGCGUCUACCACAUCGGGCUGGACUCGCAGUUCGUCAACACGGGCCUCUACGAGCAGAUGUCCAAGAACCUGUCCGUCAACCCGGACCCCUCGGCGGCGCUGCAGGACGUCACUAGGCUUCAUAAGCUGAAUUACGAAGAGGAUUUGCUGGCGACUCUCGAGGCUGGCGUGGUUAUUAGAGACUAUGGAGACCUGUGCAGCGCAGGCAAUAUGACUGUGCAGUUCAGAAAUCAGAAUAAAACGGAGAUUUUAUAUUUUAAAAUGGAUAAAGAAAGCGACAUAUCAACAUGGUUCUACCUGGCAAAGUGCUGGGGUCUGUGGCCCUACUCCACCACCGGACACCACGGCGGUCUCUGGCGGUUCUGGCUGGAGAAUAAGAAGGGCUUCCUCUUCCACAUGGUCUUCAUCGGCGUCCCCUUCUCCCGAUACUCGUCCCACAAGCCGGCCGACGUGGAGCCGUUCCGCGCCUCCGCGGCCGACAUGGCGUCAGUCGGCGGCCCGCUACCCUCCGACCCCGCCGGUUCGGACUCCUCCGUCAGUACAGCGGCGGGCUCAGCCGGGGCCGCCGCCGGGAGCGCCCCGCUGCGCGCCGUGGGCCGACCUCCGAGCGGCGAGAGCUCCUCCCGGGGUCCUCCAGAGGCCGCAGCGCCAGCAGUGGGCGCGGCGCCGCCCCGGGCCCCGUCCCCCGCCAGCCCCAGCUCCAGCCCCAGCUCCAGCUCCAGCACCAGCGCAGCGGCGCCGGUCCGCCAGGCCAGCAGCCGAGCCAGCUCUCCGCGGCCCCCAGCCCCGGCGGCGGCCCCGGACUCGGACCAGGCGGUCCCCGCGCCGGUCCCGGCGGUCCCCGCACCGGUCCCGUCCAGACCCCGGCCCGCCGGGAGGCCCGGCAGGCCGGUCAAUGUUAGGAAUCGUGUGGAGGUGUAGGGCCGUCCGUGAAGAAUCUGUGGUAUUGCAGGGGUGGUAGGGGAGGGUGGGUCCGGGGAUCACUCAGUAAUACACAAUGGCAGGACGGGACACGGAUUUUAAUGUGACGAAAUGUGACGGAAAUAUUACGGGCGUGACUGGCCAGGCACGUUGCUAAAUGAAUCAGGAUUAGUUCUGGGUCUAGCUGAUAAUGUGAGAGUUGUGACCGUGAUGUGUGUAUGUUACCAUGUCACCAGCGUAUUGAGUUACCGUCACACGAACAAAUCGGAAAGUGAAGGCGGCUGCCCCAGUUUAACCUAAGUUGUUGAUGCUCGUGGACAUCUUAUGCAAUUCAUCUUACGCUAUAUCCUAGGCAUCUGCAAAUGCUUCGAUGUUCCAGGAUUAGUGAGAAGCUCAUGAAGCUGCUCUUUCUUCUCCGUCUGAAUGCAAAAGUGCGUUGGUUACGGAUAUAAUCAUAGGUACCAUGUGUCAUUUCAUUUUGACCAGAUUUCAAUGCAAGUGCCGCGACAGUCGUGAAUGUGAUGCCGCGCGUACGGGCAGUAUGAAGAUGACAAGAGUCCGAAAAUACAUAGAUAACAU
Molecule: messenger RNA, 3331 nt
Organism: Amphibalanus amphitrite
Lineage: Eukaryota; Metazoa; Arthropoda; Thecostraca; Balanomorpha; Balanidae
Product: protein O-linked-mannose beta-1,2-N-acetylglucosaminyltransferase 1-like
Exons: 15
Coding region: 119-2752 (877 amino acids)
Biological process (GO): protein O-linked glycosylation via N-acetylgalactosamine
Cellular component (GO): Golgi membrane
Molecular function (GO): beta-1,3-galactosyl-O-glycosyl-glycoprotein beta-1,3-N-acetylglucosaminyltransferase activity
Source: RefSeq, a predicted model, not a curated record